Messenger RNA from Mus caroli (Ryukyu mouse), 1231 nucleotides. It is a transcript of the gene Mettl5, whose product is annotated as methyltransferase 5, N6-adenosine. Gene Ontology annotation, molecular function: rRNA (adenine-N6-)-methyltransferase activity; nucleic acid binding. The record is from RefSeq and is a predicted model, not a curated record. NCBI's taxonomy places the organism in Eukaryota, Metazoa, Chordata, Mammalia, Rodentia, Muridae. Gene Ontology annotation, biological process: rRNA methylation.
GAAACUCGAAGCCUCAGAAAACGAGGACAGGAAGUUUAAAGCCGAGCAUUCGACAGGAGAAGGACGCAGAGGUCUAUAGAUACUCAAGACAAAGCUGGCGUUCCCGGGCUCGGUGGAGGCUGGUUUGUGAUCGCCGACGAAGACCGCUUCUUCCGAUGGCGCCCACGCGGACCAAAAAAACCACUCCGGUCCUCGUCGGAACCCUGGAGCGCGGUAGAGGUUGUAGCUCGGCGCCCGGCAGAGGGCGUGCAUGCGUGUCGGUACUUCCGGCGCUGCGGGGCGGGACCGCGAGGACCAGCUAGCGGCUUCCGAGUGCUUUCCUGGAGCGUCUGGGUUCCACGGGCGGCGAUCCCCGCGAGGCUCGUGGGAUCCCCUCGCCGAGUCCUAAAUAGUCUAUCCCCGACCCUCCACCCCACCUCAGCCUGCACCGCUGGGGAGUUUCGGGUUAGGUAGACUUCCCUGCAGCUCCUGUGCUGUGAAGCCCCAGGAGCCCAAACUUUAAAAUACAGAGAAAAACGAUGAAGAAGUUAAAGCUUAAGGAACUAGAGAGUCGCCUGCAAGAAGUGGAUGGAUUCGAAAAGCCCAAGUUACUUCUAGAACAGUAUCCCACCAGGCCGCACAUUGCAGCAUGCAUGCUUUAUACAAUCCAUAAUACAUACGAUGACAUUGAAAACAAAGCAGUUGCAGAUCUAGGAUGUGGCUGUGGAGUGCUUAGCAUCGGAGCUGCUAUGCUAGGAGCAGGGUUGUGUGUUGGAUUUGACAUAGAUGAAGAUGCACUGGAAAUAUUUAAUAAGAAUGUGGAAGAGUUUGAGCUAACAAAUGUUGAUAUGAUUCAGUGUGAUGUGUACUCAUUAUCUAACAGAAUGUCCAAGUUAUUUGAUACAGUAAUUAUGAAUCCUCCCUUUGGGACAAAAAAUAAUAAAGGGACAGAUAUGGCUUUUCUGAAGACUGCUUUGGGGAUGGCAAGAACAGCAGUAUAUUCUUUACACAAGUCCUCAACUAGAGAACAUAUUCAAAAGAAAGCUGCUGAAUGGAAAGUCAAGAUAGAAAUUAUUGCAGAGCUUCGAUAUGAUCUACCAGCGUUAUACAACUUUCAUAAAAAGAAAUCUGUGGACAUCGAAGUGGACCUAAUUCGCUUUUCUUUUUAAAAGCUUCUGAAGACAAAAAGCAGCUUAAAAUCUAACUAAGGAAUAAAAACACUGCUUACUAAAUAAACUACUUGUCUCUAGCA